Molecule: messenger RNA, 1533 nt
Organism: Lodderomyces theae
Lineage: Eukaryota; Fungi; Ascomycota; Pichiomycetes; Serinales; Debaryomycetaceae
Exons: 1
Coding region: 1-1533 (510 amino acids)
Biological process (GO): biotin import across plasma membrane
Cellular component (GO): membrane
Molecular function (GO): solute:proton symporter activity; biotin transmembrane transporter activity; dethiobiotin transmembrane transporter activity
Source: RefSeq, a predicted model, not a curated record
AUGAGUUCAAGUUCAGAGCAAGGAUCAAGAUCCAAGUCACUUGAUAUUGAAGAGAAUCAGAUUGACAACAAUGACCACGACAAUAUUCACGACGAGUUGAACAAACACGAAUUGGAUAAGAUUUACCGCAAAUUGGACUUUCGUAUCAUCCCGGCAUUGUGGUGUCUCUAUUUCCUCACUUCGUUUGGUUCAAAUUGCUAUGGGUUGACAUUAACCAUGAAUUCAGAAGCUGGUCAUUCGUUGAUUCAGUCUUUGAACUUGACAUCCAAGCAUACAUCUACCGCUUCCGCUUUGUACUACGUUGGUUAUAUUAUCUUUGAUGUCCCCAUGAAUCUUGUCAUGACAAAAGUCAGUCCUCAAUCAUGGUUGGCGAGAAUUGUAAUUACUGUGGGGUUGGUUUAUACAUGUUACAGUGCUUUACACAACUCUGGCGGAGUGAUUGCCAUUAGGUUUAUUAGUGGUGUUGUUGGUGCUGGUACAUGGCCGGGGAUGAGUUACUACGUUUCUCUCUGGUACCCCAAUGACAGAGCAACUAGAAGAAUCGGGUACUAUUUCACAGCAGCUCAAAUGUCGGCUGCAGUGGCUGGGUUGGUCAGUGCUGGGUUCCAAAAGAUUGAUGGGAAUAGAGGGUACUACGGUUGGCAAUGGAUGUAUUUGACUUACGGCUCGAUUACCAUUGCCGUGGGGAUAUCUUUGCUUUGGUGGUUGCCUGAUAGACCAUUCCGCAUUACCAAGCAAUCUGAAAACAAAGUGAAGAAACUUUACAAUCGAUACUUUACCACGUCUCAUCCAUUAAAUGAUACCGAAAGGGAGUUGCAUAGAAGAGAUAUUGAAUACAGAUACAAGUUGCUCAAAUGGACAUGGGGAGACGUUGUUGCCAUUAUUACGGACUUGCGUAUUUGGCCAUUGAUUAUUAUGUAUUUUGGUGUUGUUGGAACUGGAUUUGGUUUGGCUGUGUUUGGCUCAACCAUUAUCAAAACCAAUAACCCAAACUUGUCUUCGAUUAAUGUGUCUUUGUUGUAUGCGCCAAUUUGGUUAUUUGACUUGGGUGGUAUUCUAACAAUUACUCCAUUUGCCGAUAGAUACAAGAAAUUCAGACCAGUAAUAUUUUGUGGUGCAUGUAUUAUUAUCAUCAUUGGUAUGGUUGUCACUACUUUUGCACAUGGGUCAUGGAACAAGUAUGCAGGUUUGUUGAUUGCUGGGUAUGGAUUGGGACCAACAGUGCCAAUUUGCAUGUCGUGGUCAGCAGAGAUUUUCUUUCCAAGAUAUGGAGAUGUUGGAACUGCAGUAAGUGCAGCAUUGGUGAGUGGUUUGGGAAACUUGGGUUCAGUCACUGCCACUUAUGCAUUGUACUCUGGUUGGCCCGAAGAUAGGAAGAGAUUGUAUCGUGACUCCAACAUGAUGUUGGUGUUGAUCACGGGAGUUAGUAUCAUUGCUUGUAUCGUCUGUUAUUUGAUCAAGGAUAAAGUCAGACAAGAUCUUCCUCACGAUAAAGAGGAGGAGAUCAUUGAAUACAACUGGAUGGAGGAAUAG